Molecule: messenger RNA, 1588 nt
Organism: Schistosoma margrebowiei
Lineage: Eukaryota; Metazoa; Platyhelminthes; Trematoda; Strigeidida; Schistosomatidae
Source: the annotation of a GenBank genome assembly
ACUUCGGUUUGGGUACCCGGGCAGUGUCACAUCCCUCACACAAAUCGAAUGAUUCAUGUGGCACGUAUCUAUUUGAUGUCUCCUUGUGCCAAUGUCGGGUUUAAAUAAGUGAAUAAGUAAAGUUGCAGAUAAAUCCACUGACAUUAGUAAGUAAUGAAAUCGAGAAAACUGAUGCCUUGUUAAAAUAUUUUAGCAGUGUUUUCUACUGACGACGGUGGAAGACCAGCAAUUAACUCCAAUAACAGUUUUCUGUCGAUGGAUUCUUUGUUUAUUAAGAAGUGAGUUGUUCUACAAGUAAUUCAACAUCUCGAGUAGGACAAGUCCACUGGUUCUGGUGAUAUCUAUCCUCAAAUCAUGGCAGCCCUAGCUGAUAUAAUUGCCGACUGACUGGCAAUACCCUUCGAUAUGUCCCUGAAGUUGUCAAAACUACCACGAGACUGGAGAGGUACAAUCAUUAGUUCAGUCUACAAAACUGGGGACAAAUACUUGAGUAUGAAAAGUGACACAAAAAAUUUAAUUGCUGGAAGCUUGUCCGGUUUUACUGUCCGUUUUCUAACUCAACCAUUAGAUGUUAUAAAAAUUCGUUUUCAAUUACAAGUUGAAGAUAUUAAGCCCUCAGGAAAAUCAUAUUACACUGGCCUAUUACAGGCAUUCAUUCGUAUUUACAAAGAAGAAGGUGUAUAUGGUCUAUGGAAGGGUCAUGUACCAGCACAAUUUCUUUCUAUUACAUUUUGUGGAGCACAAUUUGGGAGUUUUUAUGCCAUUGAAAAUUUACUAACCAACCAAAUAAAUCUUGGCUCAUCAUCUGGAUGGGUGCAUGAUAUGAUAGCCGGUAGUGUAACUGGUCUGAUUGCGUCUACAUUAAGUGAACCAUUAGAUGUCAUGAGGACACGACUUAUAGCUCAAGGUAAAAAUCAGGUUUAUUCAGGCUUUCUAUGUGUUAUGCGUCAUCUUAUUCAUGAAGAAGGAUUACUUGGCUUAUGGCGAGGACUUGGACCAUGUCUUAUAUCAGUAGUACCACAAACAACUGUUUAUUUUACAGUUUAUGAACAAUUGAAGCGUUCUCAUAUUUUAUUGAAAUCAAAAGAGAAUAUCCCAAUGAAGCAUAAAUCCGCUUCUUUAAAUAACGAUGUUGAUCAUGAAUUAUCAUUGGAGACUGAUCACCAUCUUCAUCAACAAUUAAAUUGGUAUUUUCCACUUUGGGCUGGUGGAUUCUCUGGUCUUUUAGCUAAAACAAUUGUAUAUCCACUUGAUUUAGCUAAAAAACGUUUAGAAAUACGUGGAUUUGAAAAAGCUCGUUUAAUAUUUGGUAAAUUGCCUAAAGAUUAUACAUUAUCUACAUAUAAAAAUAUUAAUUUAACACAAUUCAAUUCUAUUCAAUUUUUUGCUUCAUUUUAUUGUUUAAUUGAUAUUUUUAAAGAAUAUGGUAUUUAUGGUUUGUAUAAAGGUUGGAUACCAUCAGCUUUAAAGGCUACAUUAACAACAGGUUUAAUGUUUUGGUUUUUUGAACAAUAUAAUUUUUUAUUAUCUUAUUAUUAAUACUACUAUUAACUACUUCUACUACUAAUACUACUAAUAAUAAUAAUAA